GGCGUGACACCGGAAGUGACGUGUUGAUCCCAGAGAAGUAUCCUGACAAACUUUCACUUCUUCAGCCAUGCUCCGGAGGACCGAGAGGACCACACCGACGAACAUCCACAACAACCGUCUGAAUCCGACAGCAGCGUCCGCCUGGUGAGAGAGGAUGGACGGCGUCAGCUGGAGCACCACGCGGCCCCCGGAGUCGUUCAGCCGCUCCAAGACGACCACGGACACUCUGACAAGGCUCGCCAGCUUCAUCGCCCGGGCGGACGCCAAACAACAGCGGGCCCAGCGCCCUCAGACGACCCCGUCGUCCUCCUACGUCUGUCAGGAGUGCGACCAGGGCUUCGCUCGCUCAGCCGACCUGCUUCACCAUCAAGAGGUGACGCACACGCUGCCCAAACCUCACCGCUGCAACUCCUGUGGGCGGGGCUUCUCACUGCGCUCGUCUCUGCAGCUGCACAGGUGCGACCAUGGCGCCUCCGCCUGUGUGCUCUGUCACGGAGCCUCGCCGCUCAGCUCUCCGUGUCUGGCGUGCAUGUCUCGGAGUUCUGACCCAAUCAGACUGCAGAAUAAGUCGCCCCACCUCCAGCCCUGCCUACUAGACAACACCCCUUAUGCAUGUGCGCCAUGUGGGCGGGGCUUUAGCCAGAAACAGGCUCUACUGCACCACCAGCAGGCCGGCUGCAGUGAGCCGCCAUCACCAUCACGAAUCGUCGACGUCAGCAGCCUCCCUGAUGAUUCGCCGCCUGUUUCAGAGGCUGGCUCCGCCCACUCUGACUCUGCCCGCUCUGACUCCUCAGUGGGGCAGAGCUUGGCGCCCAGCAAGUGUGACGUCUGCUCCAGAAGCUUCCGCACAGAGACUGGACUUCACCGCCACAGAGAGACGAACCAUGGCGAGGAGCGUCUGAGCGCUGCACAGGGACCGCCGACCAAAGAUGGAGGAGGAGGUGGAGGAAAUCUCCGUCUGAAUGGCGCUCCAGUGAAAAAGUCCCACGCCAAACAUAAGCUCCUGAGCUGUCGGUCAUGUGACCUGGUGUUCAGGAGCACGUCGAAGCUCUACCUGCACAGGAAGGAGAAACACAGCAGGGAGAAGAUCGUCAGGAAGGAGCCCAGGCCCAUGGGCAUCAGACGGAGGAGAGCCGGAGCAUACCCGUGCCAGGUCUGUGGGAAAGUCUUCCUCCAUCACCUCUCACUGAGAGCGCAUUACAGACACCACUCAGAGCUGAGCUACACCGCCGCCAGAGACCGACACCACUCAGAGCUUAGCUACACCGCCGCCAGAGACCGACACCACUCAGAGCUUAGCUACACCGCCGCCAGAGACCGACACCACUCAGAGCUUAGCUACACCGCCGCCAGAGACCGACACCACUCAGAACUGAGCUACACCGCCGCCAGAGACCGACACCACUCAGAGCUGAGCUACACCACUGCCAGAGACCGACACCACUCAGAGCUGAGCUACAUCGCCGCCAGAGACCGACACCACUCAGAGCUGAGCUACACCGCUGCCAGAGACACACAGGUGCCUGACGGGGGCGCCAGAGACUCUGAAGUACCAGAGAACAGACCAGACGCUGUCAGACCGACCUCAGAGGGUAGCAAGACCAUCGGAACUGGACCAGGGAGGCCCAGGAAGCUGAAUUCAGGAUGGGGACGUGAGGUUCCUUCAGGGACUCAGAGAGAAGUGCCUGAGGAGGAGGAGGAGGAGGAGGAGGAGUUAGAAGAGGAGGAGGAAGAGGGGAUGCUAGAAGAGGAAGAAGAAGAGGAGGAGGAGGAGGAGGAGGAGGAGGAGGAGGAGUUCCCAUGCCCGUCCUGUCCGGAGGUGUUCUCCGUUCAGUCUCAGCUCAGGGAUCACGUGGAGCUGCAUCAGUCGUCGGUGAGGUGGCGGCGCUGCAGCGUCUGCACCAACGCCAUGGACACGAGGAAGAGGCCGCGCUCUAAGAGACAGAGACUGUACCACUGCGUACCGUGUCAGCAGGGCUUCUCUAGGCUGGACUCCUUCCUCCAGCACUGUCAGGAGCACCUGAGGGCCCGGGUGGAGGAGGACUGCAUCAGGGAGGGAUACGGCCCCCCGGCCAGCAAAGCAUGAUGGGCCGUCUGAAUGUGGAACAGUCAAAUACCUUUAUGCCUUGAAGAGGUGGAGGGGAGGGUUCCUGUAGUCAUGGGUUCAUUCAUCGAGCAUCCACAGCGUCUCGUCUCUGCCUGGUCGGUUUGGCGUUUCCGUGUUAGAAUGGCCUCGAACCAGAAUUUAAGCCAGAGUUAAUCCAGAUUAGGCCAGUGGAGUGUAGGGCCAGAGGAUUUUUAAUUUCAGAUUAGAAAUCCCAAAUCAACAAACAAGCUGUUUCUCAAUUACCAGGCAAGAACAGGAGAACAAAACAUACAAGAAAAACCGUUACCUCUGGCCCUUUAAGGGAGUUCAGACGGAAUAGAGAAUCAGAAUAUCUUUAAAAAAGUUUUAUUUUAAGUUCCCCUUUUUAGUUUUCCACAAAGAAAUGAAAAAGAAAGAUCAAAGAGCGGAACACUGGUGAUGUAACAUUCUGGAAUGUUAGAAUGUUACAUCUAGAAAUAAAAGAAUGUUAUUGCACCAGUGUAACAUUCCGUCAUCCUUUGAUCUUCGUUGAGUUAAUCCAAACAAAAAGAAAAAAUCUUUUUUAUCUUGUCGUCUUUGUUUGGAUAAAAAAUGAAGAUCAAAGAGCGGAACGCUGGUGAUGUAACAUUCUGGAAUGUUAGAAUGUUACAUCUAGAAAUAAAAGAAUGUUAUUGCACCAGUGUAACAUUCCGUCAUCCUUUGAUCUUCGUUGAGUUAAUCCAAACAAAAAGAAAAAAUCUUUUUUAUCUUGUCGUCUUUGUUUGGAUAAAAAAUGAAGAUCAAAGAGCGGAACGCUGGUGAUGUAACAUUCUGGAAUGUUAGAAUGUUACAUCUAG
This is a messenger RNA of Cheilinus undulatus (humphead wrasse), 2922 nucleotides long. RefSeq lists its product as uncharacterized. The record is from RefSeq and is a predicted model, not a curated record. NCBI's taxonomy places the organism in Eukaryota, Metazoa, Chordata, Actinopteri, Labriformes, Labridae. The transcript is spliced from 3 exons. The coding region runs from base 155 to 2086 and encodes 643 amino acids.